Molecule: messenger RNA, 2183 nt
Organism: Chenopodium quinoa (quinoa)
Lineage: Eukaryota; Viridiplantae; Streptophyta; Magnoliopsida; Caryophyllales; Amaranthaceae
Product: UDP-glycosyltransferase 89A2-like
Exons: 1
Coding region: 406-1815 (469 amino acids)
Molecular function (GO): UDP-glycosyltransferase activity
Source: RefSeq, a predicted model, not a curated record
UAUAUAUAAAUAAGGUCAAAUUUUUACUAAUUUUAUGUUUGUGUAUCAACAUGUGAACAAAGUUUGAUUGUGUCAGUAAGAGUAUGUUUUUCCGAACACAACUGUAUAUACACCCUAAAUAGAAAAGGAAAAUAAAAAAAAGGCUGUAGAAAACAGAACAAGGCGGGAGCCCACGAACAUGUCCACAAGCUCCACCAUGGUAUUGGACUACUGUCAUUUUCUUUUCAGAUAAAGGAGAAAUGAUAACCCAAGAAAAUGAAUAAAGUGUAGUACGGUGUUUCAAAAAAUCAACAAGGGUCCAUGUAAAUCACAUCAUCCACAAAGGCAAACACCUUCCCAAUAAACCUGUAGUUGAAUUUUCUUAAUCGACCUCUACUCAUAGUCAUAUACAACGCUGCAAAAAACAUGGCCGACACUGCUACCACCGCUACCACUGCCGCUUCCGCCACCCAUAUUUUAGUCUUUCCAUACCCAGCUCAAGGCCACAUGCCUGCCCUGCUAGACCUCACCCAUCAAUUAGCUCUCAGGGGACUUAAAAUUACAGUCUUGAUCACCCCAAAAAACCUCCCUGCCUUAUCCCCACUCCUCUCAACCCACCCAACUUCCAUUGAAACCUUAGUCUUACCUUUACCUCCUCACCCUAAAGUUCCUCUAGGGGUAGAAAAUCUAAAGGAUAUCGGAAAUUCCGGUAAUGCGCCCGUUACUGCUGCACUUAGCAAGCUAGAAGGGGAAGUUAUCCAGUGGUUCCGGUCCCACCCUUCUCCCCCUCAAGCUAUAAUUUCUGAUUUCUUCCUUGGGUGCACCCAACAUUGGGCAACACAGCUCAACAUACCUAGAAUUGCAUUCUUUUCAGUAUCUGCAUUUUUGACCUGUAUAUUUACCCAUCUAUGGCAGCAAUCAGACAAGCUGAAUAAUUCAAACAAUUUUGAAUUUCCAGAUCUGCCCUCGUCGCCUUCCUUUACUCAUGAUCAGUUACCUUCUAUAUUUAGGAAGUUCAAGAAGGGUGAUCCUGACUGGGAGAUUGUUAGAGAAGGCAUGUGUGCAAAUUCCAACAGCUGGGGAUAUGUUUACAAUUCCUUUUACGCCUUAGAAGGGGAGUAUCUAGAUCACAUAAAGAGAGAACUGGGUCAUGGCCGAGUAUACAGUGUCGGCCCGUUAGGCUUAAUAGGCUUAUCCAAGAGGGUUAGCCCGGGUGUAGAUACUAGAUAUGACGUGCUCAACUGGCUUGAUACAUGCCCUGAUAAUAGUGUGUUGUAUGUCUGUUUUGGAAGUCAGAAGCUGUUAACUGAACCUCAAAUCAGAGCUCUGGCUUUAGGUUUAGAGCAAAGCAAGACCCGGUUUAUAUGGGUGGUCAAGUCCGUCUCAAGUCAACAGGUCCCAGAUGGGUUUGAGGAGUGGGUCUCUGAUCGAGGUAUGGUUCUAAGAGGAUGGGCUCCACAACCAGAGAUACUAAACCAUAAAGCAGCAGGUGGGUUCAUGAGUCACUGUGGGUGGAACUCAUUACUAGAGAGUGUAAUAGCAGGAGUAAUGAUUUUAGCUUGGCCAAUGGAAGCUGACCAGUUCCAGAAUGCCAGGCAAUUAGUUGAGUAUGCAGGGUUGGCAAUUCGAGUAUGUGAAGGUGAACACACGGUGCCUGACUCCAAUUCAUUGGCUGGAAUCAUAUAUGAGUCGAUUAGUCAAGAUAUACCACAGAAGGCAAGGGCUAGGGCAAUGAGGGAGAAGACAUUAGAGGCGAUUAAAGAUGGCGGAAGUUCAGCAGUAGGCCUUGAUGAGCUAGUGAAAGAAUUGAACCAGCUUGGAGUACCAAAGACUUGAAAAUGAGGCAGUUUCUGUAAGAAUAAUUACACUAUCAUCAGUUAUGACUUAUAAGCCUCUGUAAGCUCAAGUAUUAGCAGUCAUAAGCCUUAAUAGUUUAUUAAGAAUAAUUACACUAUCAUCAGUUAUGAGCCCUCAAAGCUGAAGUAUAAGCAGUCAACAGCCUUUAUAAUUUAUUAUAGAAUCCAAGUUUCUAAAAGAAAAAAAAUGCCUUUGCGGCUGUUGCAGAGUUGAUGUAAGCAAACAAGACCAUCUUUGUGAAAUUAAUAUAUAAUUUGUAAAUCUAUUCAGGUGUGUAUGCUGAGGUUUUCAGGCGUGCUAAAAUAUAUUGUUUUAUUAAUGACAUGCAGAUAGCUGAGGAUUGUCAA